AUGAGACAGUUCAAGUCAUUUAGCACCACGGAGCAGUCGAGUUUACCACAGGGUCAUAAGGGACCUAGCUACAGCGAAAUAUAUGCAGAGCCUGAAAAUUUCCUAGAGAUUGAAGUAGUGAAUCCGAAGACCCAUUUUCCUAACAGCGCCAGUUCAAACAAGAUGUUUACCGAUUAUGAAAUAAUAUGCCGUACGAACCUACCUAGCUUCAACAAGAGAUUCUCGAAAGUGAGAAGAAGAUAUUCAGAUUUUGAAUUCUUCCGUAAAUGCCUAACGAAGGAAUUGUCCAUGUACGCAAACCAUCCUAGAGUGGUUAUUCCUCAUUUACCGGGCAAAAUAAUUUUAAGUAACAGGUUUAAUCAGGAUUGCGUCGAGGAGAGAAGACAAGGACUGAACAAAUGGAUUCAAUCGGUUGCAGGCCAUCCCCUGCUUCAGUCAGGUUCGAAGACUCUCGUCAGAUUUAUCGAGGAAGAAACGUUCAUUGGGUGA
Molecule: messenger RNA, 489 nt
Organism: Zygotorulaspora mrakii
Lineage: Eukaryota; Fungi; Ascomycota; Saccharomycetes; Saccharomycetales; Saccharomycetaceae
Gene: SNX3
Product: Snx3p
Exons: 1
Coding region: 1-489 (162 amino acids)
Biological process (GO): late endosome to Golgi transport; endocytic recycling
Cellular component (GO): retromer complex; early endosome membrane
Molecular function (GO): phosphatidylinositol-3-phosphate binding
Source: RefSeq, a predicted model, not a curated record